CGACUGGCCAGAUAGAUAGAUGGACGAUGGCUCGCCGCUGCAAUAAACGAUCCCGACGCAGAUUGGAUCGUGACGAUGCGCCGCCGUAGCCCGUAAGGUGGGCAGAGGGAUCCUCGAGCUGACCUGGAGGCUUGAGCCUCAAAAAGCUCAUUGCUUCCUGUUUCUCAUUUGAUCUUACUUUGUUUCUCUUCUUCUCCUUCUGCCAUCUUGUUUUCAUCAUUCUUUUUUGCUUGCUCAUUCGUUCCGUCCCUCCUCGGCAGGGCCUCUUCUAUUCUCACCUUCUCGUACUGGUUGCGUGCGCCUUUACACAUCCCGUCGAGGCCUACUGGUUUUCGGCCUCCGCUCGUUUUCGACACGCUAUACUGUUCUUUUUUUCUCUUCGUCUCCUCCGCCUUGUAAGCGCUUAGCAAUGUACUUUAAGAACGUAAUCCCACUCCUGGCCGCGGCACCGGCUGUGCUCGCGAAGGUCCAGUUUCUGGGAGUCGCCAUAGCAGGAGGCGACUUCGGGUGCGAAAUCGACGGAUCGUGUCCGAUCGGCUCUAGUCAACUUCCGCUAAACAAUGACGGGAUCGCACAAAUAAAGCACUUUGUCGAGGACGACGGCAUCAACUUGCUAAGAUUACCGAUAUCAUGGCAGUUUCUCGUCAAUAACAAACUAGGGGGUAGCCUCGACGGCGCCAACCUGGCCAAGUACGAUCAACUAGUCCGGGCCUGUCUCGAUACCGGCGCGCACUGCAUGAUCGAUAUCCAUAAUUUCGCCCGCUGGGACGGCGGGAUCAUCGGCCAGGGCGGGCCCAGCGACGACCAGUUCGUCAGCCUCUGGCAGCAGUUGGCAACGAAGUACGCCGGCGAGGACAAGGUCAUCUUCGAGCUGAUGAACGAGCCGCACGACCUCGACGUCGGCUUGUGGGCCCAGACCUGCCAGAAGGCCGUGACGGCGAUCCGGGAGGCGGGCGCGACGAAGCAAACGAUCCUACUACCCGGCACCAACUUCGACAGCGCGGCGACGCUGCCCGGGACAGGCGGCGGCGAGGCCCUGCUAGCCGUCACGAACCCCGACGGCACGACGGACAACCUGCUCCUCGACAUCCACAAGUACCUCGACGAGGACAACUCGGGGACCCACGCCAAGUGCACGACGGACAACGCGGACGCCUUCACGAAGCUCGCGCAGUUUCUACGAGAAAGGGGGAGGAAGGGUCUCGUCAGCGAGACCGGGGCCUCGCAGGAUAGUUCUUGCCUCGCUGCGUUCUGCGCCCAAAACGCCCUGAUCAACAAGAACUCGGACGUGUUCGUAGGCCUGGUCGGCUGGGGCGCCGGCGGUUUCGACACCUCGUACGUCCUCAGCCUGACGCCCUCGAAGCAGAACGGGCGCCUCGUCGACAACAAGCUCAUGUCCCAGUGCCUCAUUGGGCAGUGGGUCGACUCCAACUCGCCAACAGCCGCGAACACGACGACGAAGAGCUCACAGUCAUCGCCGACGCUGUCUCAGUCUUCCAUUUUCUCACCCUCCACCGUCUCCGCCUCUACCACCGCUUCCGCCUCCGCUACCGCUGCAUCCACCGCCGCCUUCUCCCCCGUCUCCUUCUCGACGUCGACAAAGAAGCCGUCGACGACCGACUUGCCGGCGGCAUCGGCCGGCGGCGCUGACGAGCAGAGGACGGGCACGGAGGAGUGGACGAUCACGCUGGACAAGACGAGCAUCCUGCCGACGGCGGCGGUGCCGUCGACACUGACGAUGCUGCUGGUGGCGACGGGCACGCCGACGGUGCAGCCGGCCAGCAUCGCGCUCGUGGAGGCGUCCAGCUCGUCGUCAGCCGCGCCGUCCGCCAGCGUGUCGCAGGCCGCGCCCCCGGCAUCCACGUCGGCGCCCGCCACGGCCGGCGCCCCCUCGUCGUCGUCCCCGGCUGCGCUGAGCCUGCUCCUGGGCUGCGCUGCCGCGCUGUCAUCGCUCUUCCUGUAAGCGGGCUGCAUCAAUCGGGAACCACGAUACCUACCGACCUGCCUACAGGGCGGCCCCGCGGUGGGGCGGAUAGGUGUGCUGGAGAGGGGUAUCUAUGCCGUUUGGCGGGUCGACCGACGACACGAACAACACAAGGACAGAUGGGGGAUACUGAAACCCGGCCCCUGCGUGGGAAUACGAGAUCGGAUAUCUAAUGUACGGAGGGUUUUUUUUUUCGGGUUUUUUUUCCCGCACUCUGAUACAGGACGUGCGCGCGCGCGCAAAGACUGAAAUACCGGGGGAGACCUAUGGGAUGCGGAAGGGUCGGCCUUGUAACAAUAGUGAUCGUAGCGAACAUGACGGCGAUGAAAUUCUUCGGUAAAUAUUACUUACAAUUCAACAGCGAUGUAUAUACUCAGGCAGAUAAUGUCAAUGCAGAUACCUAUAUCUACGGAU
Molecule: messenger RNA, 2398 nt
Organism: Durotheca rogersii
Lineage: Eukaryota; Fungi; Ascomycota; Sordariomycetes; Xylariales; Xylariaceae
Product: glycoside hydrolase family 5 protein
Exons: 5
Coding region: 410-1963 (517 amino acids)
Biological process (GO): glucan catabolic process
Molecular function (GO): hydrolase activity, hydrolyzing O-glycosyl compounds
Source: RefSeq, a predicted model, not a curated record